Messenger RNA from Venustampulla echinocandica, 789 nucleotides. RefSeq lists its product as uncharacterized. The transcript has 3 exons. Gene Ontology annotation, cellular component: extracellular region. Gene Ontology annotation, biological process: RNA catabolic process. Bases 1 to 789 code for a protein of 262 amino acids. Lineage: Eukaryota; Fungi; Ascomycota; Leotiomycetes; Helotiales; Pleuroascaceae. Gene Ontology annotation, molecular function: ribonuclease T2 activity; RNA binding. The record is from RefSeq and is a predicted model, not a curated record.
AUGGCUAUUACCAAACUAGGUGUUGUUUUCAGUACGCUUAUAGCCUUGCCAGUAGCCUUGGCUGGCUCAGUCAAGACCUGCUCCGAUCCCCCACUGAGUUGUUCAAGCUCAACCUCUUCCAAUACCUGCUGUCUCAAUACACCUGGUGGCCAAUUGGUCCAGACACAAUUCUGGGACUCUAACCCCAGCACAGGCAUGUCACUUAUAUUAAGCUGUCCUUCAGACUCAUGGACAAUCCAUGGGCUGUGGCCAGAUCAUUGUGAUGGAACAUACGACUCCAGCUGUGAUUCCAAGCGUGCCUACAAAAACAUAACUCAAAUACUUCAAGCGGCUGGGAAGGGUGAUCUCCUGUCCUAUAUGGAUACCCAUUGGGUAGAUAUAAAUGGAGAUAACGAACAGUUUUGGGAACACGAAUGGGCAAAACACGGGACUUGUAUCUCAACCCUUGAUCCAAACUGUUAUACAAGCUACACUCCAACCCAGGAGGUUCCGGAUUUCUUCCAGAAAACGAUUGAUCUAUUUACGACCCUAGACAGCUAUACGGCCUUAAAAAAUGCAGGAAUUGUACCCUCAACUUCAGCUACAUACACAUCCGCCAAAAUCCAAUCAGCACUAGAGACCGCUUUCGGUCACCCAGUGACGAUCAGAUGCCAAUCAAAGGCGUUGAACGAGAUAUGGUAUUCGUUUUACGUUCAGGGUUCGGUUCAGACUGGAAAUUUUGUCCCCACAGCACCAGUUGGUACCACUUCAAACUGUCCUUCAUCAGGAGUGAAGUAUCCUCCAAAAUAA